UUUCAUUUAGAGAUACCAUUCGCCCUAAAUGAGCGCACGUCUUUGAACACUGGAAGGAAACCGUGCUCGAGGAGGGUGAGAGUUUGGGACUCAGGCCCCCAACACUGGAGGUGUGAAGCAAUCAUGCUACCCACUAAAAGACGCCAUUCAUCAAGACCUUCCAGCGAGAAGAGAUAGCAGGCAUCACUGUAAAGUUUCAGGCACGAGCUCAAACUCUUUUCCUGCCCCUCCCCUCCGGUUGCCGGAAGCGGAAGUUGCGAACCAGCGAUAACAGGCACGCUCAGGUCGGAAGGAUAGGCGGUCGCGUCUGUCGUUAGUUUCUACUUUUUUUCCGUAAACAAACAUGGCGGCCGCGGAUCCUCGGUCCUCGGGUGACGGCGGACCUGCCAGCAGGGGAAGCUUUCCGGCGGGGGAGAGCAGUGACGAGCGCGGAGGCGCUGGGGAUGGCAGCGGCGAGCGGGAGCGUGAGCGCGACCGUGCCACCUUCGAAUGCAACAUAUGCCUGGACACGGCCAGGGACGCGGUCAUCAGCCUGUGCGGACACCUGUUCUGCUGGCCAUGUCUUCACCAGUGGCUGGAGACUCGCCCCAGCAGGCAGCAGUGUCCAGUGUGCAAGGCCGGCAUCAGCAGGGAUAAGGUCAUUCCCCUGUACGGCAGGGGGAGCUCCAGCCAGGAGGAUCCCAGGUUGAAAACUCCGCCUCGACCCCAGGGCCAGAGAACCGAGCCAGAGAGCAGAGGGGUGAGCCUUUUCCUUUCAUAUUCCCCAGCCUUGGAAACGGCCAUCGACACCAGCCUUUCCAGGGAUUUGGAGACACAGGAUUCCACAUGUCGUUUGGAAUCGGUGCUUUUCCGUUCGGUUUCUUCACCACCAUCUUCAACACCAACGACCCGUUUCACAGAGCAGAUCCCCAGUACCCCGCCGAUCACCAUGGCAACGGUAACCCAAACAACGGCAACAAUUGGCAGGACUCUCUUUUCCUGUUUGUGGCCAUAUUCUUCUUCUUCUGGCUGCUCAGCGUAUGAGGGAGAUGUUGUUUGGUGGGGCUGGGUGUUAUCUGUCUCUCUCUGACACACACACACACACACACAGGCACACACACAUAUACACGCAUAUACACACGUACACACACAUACACAGACAGACGGCACAGUCCAGUAGCACUGUGCUAAAACCAGUGGGCAGUGAGGAGUGGGAUGGGUUUGGAAUAGGUGCAGCUGGAACAGGGGUGGGGAGGGAGUACAUGGGUAGACUGGACCUGAGUAGACUGGACAUGAUACUCUUGAUAUUUGGGGAAAUUUAAAGGGGGGGGGUCCCUGUGUUUGGGAGAUGUCUGUUGCUCUCUCCUCCCAGCUGGCAGUGAAACGGGGAGUUUCGAGGGCUUGGAGAAGCACUUUCCCCGCCCCGCUCAUCUCGCUCUCCUUUCGUCCACCAUCAUCGUCCUUUUAGUCUCUCUCCUGCGUGAGCUUGUACAUACAUGCCCACAUACUCACAUGUUAAGAAUAGGGGUGGGGGUUAUAGUUGACAGUAUUAAACUCGAGGUGUUUGUGCACCAUGGAUCGUCGUCGGGGGUGGGGGCUCUUUUAAUAACUAGUCUGAGACAUAUUGCUGUGUUGCAGACGUGCACUUCUGCACCGACAGUAAAGCUGCAGUGUUGGGCCCAGCGUAGUGUGUGGGCAGCUGACCAGGCAGGCGGCUGUUUGGGGCUGCCAGACAUGCCGAUGAACUGUAGCACUGCAGUUUGCAUUUUCUGUUCUUUUUAUUCAUUAAACCUUGGAGUAAAUUUUUAUUGCUUUAAACGUUUAUUCUGGCGGGAAGAGAUCUGCUUUGAAAAGGGCGGCGAGUGUUUCUGUGUAUAAGCCAAAGAAUCGCAACCCCACAGGAAGUGAGAGUUUCACCCGGAUGUGGAUCCGGCGUCGGCAGAAAGGCACUGUCCUUAUCGGUACAGGCUUUAGAGCUGGGAGCAGCGUGCAAAGGUCAGGCAGGUGCAUAUUCCCGUGGUGAGCGGCACUGCGCUGGAUAGCAGGUACUACCGGACGGUGUGAUGUAGAGUAUUGCUGAGGGUCGUGUUGUUAUGGUGUUCCAGUGUCGACACACUGCAGUGUUGUUCAGUGGUGUUACGUAAGGAAUGUCGUGGUGGAAUAUAGUAAACGGGUAUAUGGCAACAUGAGGUACAGUCCUGUGAGCUGAGGCCUCCAUAAAGACUUUGUUAAAAGAUCAACAUUAUAAUUACAUUUCUUAAUACCAUAAUAUAUUUCUAUUGCAAUGAUAAGUAUUCUGAUUCUGUGUGUGUGUGUGCAUAAUAUAUGUAUAUAUGAAUAUGGUAGGUGCUGUUUUUAAUGUGACUUCAAGUGAACAGCCUUGUAAAUGACUGGCUACAUGGGAGGAGGGUAGAACAAAAAUGAGAUGCCACUGUUUUUUGCCGACAUUUCAGUUUUGCAGUGUUGUGUGCUGCCAUGUUCCACACAUGUACCCAAGCGGGGAAGACGCCCAGCCCAGCGAGGCAACAGAAUAGGUUUCUGUGCCAGCUGUUGUGCACUGCACUCUGAUUGGCCCAAUGUGAUCACGUGACCUGGCUCAGCAAGAAUUUAUUGCGAAAGCGAAAUGGCGGCGUUCUGAGCAGCAGGUGCUAUCAUGCCUGCAGACAAAGCCUCAGAAAAAGGUCCCAUGGGAUUAAAGGACGGGGGAACAGCACGUCGUCAUGGAUGUUUGAUAUGCUUUGAACUUGAUUCUUUCUGCAUAUCACUGUCUAAUUAAAUCAGGCAUUUGUAUUUCAAGUCUUUUGCGACACUAAAUCCAGAGGGAAAAUUUAAUUUUUAUGACGUCUUUUGUGACACUAAAAUAUGAAAAUUGUGCAAAACAGAUAUCUUAAAUGAACAAAAAAGGAACAAUGUGUUGUCCUGCUAAUUAAAUGUGUUUAAUACUA
Molecule: messenger RNA, 2924 nt
Organism: Paramormyrops kingsleyae
Lineage: Eukaryota; Metazoa; Chordata; Actinopteri; Osteoglossiformes; Mormyridae
Gene: rnf5
Product: ring finger protein 5
Biological process (GO): ubiquitin-dependent protein catabolic process
Cellular component (GO): endoplasmic reticulum
Molecular function (GO): ubiquitin protein ligase activity; metal ion binding
Source: RefSeq, a predicted model, not a curated record